This is a messenger RNA of Candidozyma haemuli, 990 nucleotides long. RefSeq lists its product as uncharacterized. The record is from RefSeq and is a predicted model, not a curated record. The coding region runs from base 1 to 990 and encodes 329 amino acids. The transcript has a single exon. Lineage: Eukaryota; Fungi; Ascomycota; Pichiomycetes; Serinales; Metschnikowiaceae. Gene Ontology annotation, cellular component: nucleus; Gtr1-Gtr2 GTPase complex; fungal-type vacuole membrane. Gene Ontology annotation, molecular function: GTP binding; GTPase activity. Gene Ontology annotation, biological process: cellular response to amino acid stimulus; positive regulation of TOR signaling; cellular response to starvation.
AUGGACAAUCAGGAAGCUACCAAUGCCACGAUCCUUCUUAUGGGCCUCAGGAGAGGAGGCAAGUCGUCAAUUUGCAAGGUUGUGUUUCAUAACAUGCAGCCGCUAGACACGCUUUAUUUGGAGUCGACUUCUAAGCCAACACUGGAACAGUUUCUGUCGCUUAUAGACCUUUCUGUGAUGGAGUUACCGGGACAACUUAAUUACUUUGAGCCUACGUACGACUCUGAACGUUUGUUUUCGCUGGUGGGUGCUUUGGUGUAUGUCAUUGAUUCUCAAGAUGAGUAUCUUAAUGCCUUGACGAAUCUUUCCAUGAUCAUCGAAUACGCUUAUAAAGUGAACCCAAAAAUUCAUAUUGAAGUACUCAUCCAUAAAAUAGACGGUUUGUCGGAGGACUACAGAAUCGAUGCACAGAGAGACAUUAUGCAGCGAACAGGAGACGAGUUGCUUGACUUGGGACUCGAGGGCGUCCAAGUGUCGUUCUACCUUACAUCUAUCUUUGACCAUUCUAUUUACGAAGCUUUUUCGAGAAUUGUACAGAAGCUCAUUCCUGAGUUACCGUCGCUAGAAAAUAUGCUUGACAACUUGGUGGUGCAUUCUUCAAUCGAUAAGGUAUUCCUUUUCGACGUGAACUCCAAGAUCUACGUUGCAACGGAUUCCUCUCCAGUCGACAUUCAGACAUACGAAGUCUGUGCAGAGUUUAUCGACAUAACCAUUGACUUGGACGACUUGUACGUGGACAACGAAAGGAAAACGGCCAAAGACAAUGGGGUGAAGUCAAUUAGUUACUUGCUGAAUGGACUGGUGUUAUACCUCAAGCAAAUGAUCCGUGGAUUGGCUCUCGUUGCGCUUAUUAGAAACGACGAUGCUCCCGAGGAGCAACAAGACAUGGAUGAAGUGCUCACUAUCAUUGACUACAACGUCAACUGUUUCAAGCAAGCGCUAGCAAAGAUGUGGGAGGCAGCCAAGCUUGCACCUCCUUCGUUGGAGUAA